Cucurbita pepo subsp. pepo (vegetable marrow) is the source of this 694-nucleotide messenger RNA. The record is from RefSeq and is a predicted model, not a curated record. NCBI's taxonomy places the organism in Eukaryota, Viridiplantae, Streptophyta, Magnoliopsida, Cucurbitales, Cucurbitaceae.
AUACCAAAUCAGGGCUCUUCCGUUUCCAAUUCGCGCUCCAAUUCCAACACCGCUUCCUUUGGCCGCUGCUGCUUUUAGAAUCAACUCAUCAGUUUCGAAAUUUGCGCUUUCUAUUUCCAAUUGCAUUCCCAAAUUCUCACGUUCCGCCGCCUAUUUUGCUCUAACAUUUUGGCGGCGUCUCCUCUUUUUCAUUGGGUCCGCCAUAUCUCUCUUUUGGGAUUCUACAGAGUUUGUUUUCUCUCUGGAAUUUCCCCUUCUUCUCCUCCUGAAGAACACUCCUUGUGAAACCCAGAAGGCAGCUGUUGUUAGUGGGCUGUUCCAUUCUCUUUCAGUAAAUGGGCUGUGGUCCGUCUAAAGGAAGAAGGCAAUACCUUGGAUACGAGGAUCCUGUUUCCCUUGCUUCACAAACGACCUUUAGUGUCAGUGAAGUCGAAGCUCUAUUCGAGCUUUUCAAAACUAUAAGCAGUUCAGUGAUAGACGAUGGUCUAAUAAACAAGGAAGAAUUUGUAUUGGCUCUUUUCAAGAACAGGACGAAAGAAAACCUCUUUGCAAGUCGGAUGAAUUAUCUGAAGCGUUGAUCGACUCCAAUUUUAUUGGAAUCAAUCCAACUCACGAGCAGCACUAGCUGUGUCGAUGCGUUUGUACUUACAUGUCUGUAGUAUCCGUAGCUACGCUUACUCGGCUUAUCGUAGAG